Molecule: messenger RNA, 858 nt
Organism: Guyanagaster necrorhizus
Lineage: Eukaryota; Fungi; Basidiomycota; Agaricomycetes; Agaricales; Physalacriaceae
Exons: 7
Coding region: 1-858 (285 amino acids)
Source: RefSeq, a predicted model, not a curated record
AUGCCUACCCUAUUCAACACCGUCCGGACAUGCAUUUACCUCUCUGCAUUCGUUUGCACUAUCAUUUGUUUGGCGAUGGCGGCCCAUUUCGAGGCAGUCCUAGCAUCGUCCGAUCUCACUCGUUUUGUUCCCUUCGCUAUAUUUGUCUGCUCUGCUAGCAUGCUCAUCAUCAUCGCACUGCUCGGGUUCAGUUUCUUCCUGCGAGAGCGAAAUCCAAUAUCAACCAGGAUCGAGCUCGGAUGUUUGGGACUUGCGGGUGUGUUGUGGCUAGUUCUCGGUGUAUAUUUGGCAACAUCAGAAUCGCAGUCUGCGGACGUCCAGUGCUUUGCUUCAGAAACGUCCACCGCCGUUUUGGAUGACUCUCUCGCAAGCUUUCACACAGACCAAUAUCAAGCGAUGUAUCGGGUAUUAAACGUAUUUGCAUUGAUUAAUGCCGUCCUUUUCCUAGUUUGCUGCGUAGGACUCUUGUUCUUGGCAGUACGAAGACACCGUAAAGGUGACGACCACAUGUGGCAUGGUCCCGUAACGUCCUGUGCUUGGUUCAAUGACUACGGGAAGAAGCAACAGAACCGGAGCCAGAGUCAGAGGAACAUCCUUCCGACGCAACAGGCCCAGACUCGUGAGGUGUAUGUUGCGCCACUGACCGCCCCACCGGUACCGUCCAAACAGCGUCACCAGUCAUCACGGUCGAGAGGUCAUUCACAGUCAAGAAGAGGAGGGCCUUAUACAGAGCGGUAUCCGUCGUCAAGGUCUCACGGACGACAGGCUUCAGGAAGUACCUCGACAAAUGAUAUUGAGAGUGGGGUGAUGCGAAAUCCGAAUCGGACAGCAGGAGGUCCACGGGUUACGAAGCGGUAG